CUACGUUGACAUAGUUCGUCAGCUGAAAUAUCGUGUUUUUAUGCGUGCUAUCUAUAAUAUUAUUUCCGUCGUGUUUAUUUAUAAAAUUAGAAUUGAACGACGCAGAAGAUUAGAAAAAUGGCAACAGGAGUAAAACCUCGCGACGACGAAAGCAGCUUUAGUCGCGCUGAUUUGGAAGCGAUUCAAGAUGCGAUGAAAAAUAAGAAAUUUCGAGAUCUCCUCAGCGAGUACUGCGAUGAAGUACGUGACCCGGCGAAUCAAGCGAUCUAUCAGAAAGAAAUGACUCAAUUAGAGAAAGAGCGUGGCUACGACGUAACGUUUAUCAAUCCGAAAGAAGGUUAUGUUAUCAAAACGAGCGUCGCUGGCGACCGGAAAGCUUUUAUUAAUAUUUGCAGCAACACCAACGUCGAUAAGCCGUCGUGUAAAGUUCAGGAAUUGAACGGGAAAAAAGGUAUAAACUGGCAGCUACCGUACUCGAUCAUACCGCCUAGGGAGGACUACGAUAAAAAUAAACAGAGGUGCGUCGUCUACGACGUCGUGUUUCAUCCCGACACAUUACGGAUGGCUGAGGUUAACAAACGUUUCCGUGAGUUAGUAAACAAAACCGCAUUCGAGGGUCUACAGAAUACCUAUAACAUCCACUUCGAUAACAACAACUGCCGGUUUCCGAAGCUAAAUUAUAAAGGCAUGACAACACCUGCCGUUAUACGAAAAGAAGAUCCUAACUUCGUUCCUCCGGGCGCCGACGAAGAUGAUGCAAUGACUCCGGAAUUAAUUGAAAAACUGUAUCCACAAAAAGUGUACUCAGAGAAGUCUAAAUCCAAUGAAGUCGAUAGUGAGUCGAAACACCACAAAAGAAGGUCGAAAAAUAAUAAAGAAUUCAGUCACUCGUCGGAAAAAGGUUAUACUAUACCUAAGUAUGUGAUAAAACAGCAGAAAAAUGUGGAUCUUCAAGAUUAUACUUACGACAAACACAGUAAACAGUAUAUGGCAAUACCUAGCCAUAUACUAGUAACUGUGAACCUACCAUUAUUAACAUCAACAAAAGAUUGCAUGUUAGAUGUUAAAGAUAGAAGCCUAAGUUUAAUAUCAGAGAAACCUGCCAAGUACAAACUAAACAUAACAUUGCCAUAUUCUGUGAACGAUGAAUGUGGGAACGCCAAGUUUGACAAAACAAAACAUGUGUUAACGGUGACCUUACCAGUGAUAGCUGAAAAAGUUCCCAGCAGAACUCUUAAACCUCUGAGAGCCGAUAGUGGUAUUGACAGCGAAAACAACUCCUUCGAUGAGGAGGAGGAGACUCAAAAGUGCUUAGUGGAGGAAAUUCAAUCUACAACUACUGAUCCCAGCAUAACUGCAACUGAAAAUACUAAAGAAAUAAAUAACAAUGAAUUCCUAGAGUCCACCAUUGGCUACAUUCUCCCAUCUUACACUUACAAUGUUUUGGAUGAUGUAAUUGCCUUCACCUUCCAUGUUAAAAACACCGAUCCCAGUUCUGUUCAAGUUAAAAAAGAGGACAGUAAAAUAUACAUUAAAUUUUCUACUGUCGGUUCUGGAUUUGUACAAAUGUAUUAUGCUGCGAUUAUCUUGUUUGAAGACGAUGUUACCUUUAAUGAUGCCAUAGGCGAAGCCUGGGAUAACAAUGUAAUAUUGCAGCUGGAGUUGAAUGGAUGCCUUCCAAAAUGCUUCUCUAUAGGCCUAAAUGAGGAUAUGACUGAAGAGAUCAUAGAGUCCUCGCAAAUAAACAAGACUAUUCAGGAAACAGAAAAGGUAGAAGAGAAAGAAAAAGUUGCAGAAGAUGCUCCCAUUGUAGAAGUAACUAAUACUGGAAUGGAAACAAAUAUUUUGGUGUCUAGUAAAAGUAAUGUUGAAGAGGAACAUAAAGAGCGGAAAAUAGUUUGGGUAGAUUCUGGCCAUAGCGAAAAUGGAGCUAAAAGUAUACUCAGGAAACCAAUUAGUAUUAUGAGGAGCUAUUCUGAAUCAAGCACAGGAGAUGUCGCUUCAUCUAUGGAUUAUAUAAGUUCCGACUGUAUUCCAGAAGAAUCCAGCUUAAAAAAGACUGUUAGGUUUAGUAAUGUUAUUGCAAGGCAGUUUUACAGGUUCAAUUCUUCAAUUGAAGCCCAGAAGAGGAAAAAUCAAAGGAAGAAGAACAAAAAACGUAGCCAAGAAAGAAGAAAGAGUGAAAGUGAAGCGGAGGAAGAUACUUUGGUUUCAAUUCGGUCAUCAGCACCUAGGAAGACAGCACUCAAGAAGAGACACGACAGUGGACUGGCAGACACUUCAGAUGCGGAGGGUGACUGUAAAUACACCAUGUCCGACUCGGAGGUGGCAUAUGAGAAGAUGAGAAACUCCCAGAACACAGGCUUGAGGAAAGGAUCAUCAGAGCUUGCCAUUGAUGACAGUGAAAAAAAAAGUAAAGAGUGGGCAAAGAAAUUGUCAAAAGAGACAAGUAAAAAAGCCAAGCUGCCCAACAAAGUGAAUGAGAAGUCCUGUGAUAAUAUUAAGCAUAAUACUAACCUGUAUGACCCUGAAAAGUUAAACCCGGGUCUAUACCCAGAGGUUAAGUUUAAAAAUGAUCUCAUCUUUGAUCUUGAUAUGUGAGAUGUAUAAGAUACAUUGUUAUAAUGAUAAUAUGCAUAUUGGAAUUAUUAAGUAACUCCUUACUAAUAAAAAAAAUCCACAGUGUGUAAUACAUUUGCUUAGCAGAAAAGGAAAUAAACAUUUCGUAACUUUAAGGUCUGUAUACACAGUGUGAUUCUUUUUAUCAGUAAGGCGGUAAUUGUUUUAAAAUAAUAAUUAUUCAUACACUUAUUUUGAUAACAUCUACAUAUUUUAUUAUUAAUGUCAGAACUCCAAUUCAUAUAAUUUCUAUUCAAUUUGCAGAAUAGUUUUAGUGUCACAAUAUCUGAGCUUUUUCAGCCCUUACUGAAACUUCACUGUAAAUUAAUAGAAAUUGUCACUUACAUGAAUUAUACACUAGAUUUUAAUCAAGAAAUAAAAUCGAUGAAAAGAUAUUUCCAUUUAACAUUGACUCCAUGUAUGUAUGUAUGAAUAAUUAUUUGACAGUGUUUAGAGUUAGAACUGUGAGUUGAUUUCUGCAUGAGUAGUAGAUUUAUUUUCUUGAACCUUUCCAGUACAAUAAUUAUGUUCCUUGUUUUGUCGUGAUGACUAGUUUAUGGCAAUGGUUUGUUUAAUUAUGCAAUGUGAUCUACUGCCAUAUUAUUAGAAACUAAAAGUAAUUUAUAUUUUACAGUAUAUUUUCAAUCUGUCCCAGAUGUCCAUCUAUGUAAAAUGCAUGUUUUUCUACUUAAUUAUUUGUAUAAGUGCUCAUUUAAGGUACACGCAUAUUAUGACGGGGAGCAUUUUGCAUAUUACAGUACCAAGGGCAACUUGGUCACAAAAAGUGUGCGACGCAGCCGUUUUAUACGUGCGUACCCUUAGAAUGGAUAUGCUCAUAUAGACAAUAUGUAUAAAAUAUAUCACAUGGUACAAAUUAGUUUUAGCGAUACACUGUGUAGAAAUAAGUGUUAUUGCACCGAUACACAGCUACUACUUAAUAUUGUAUCCUAGAUAGUGGUAAAAAAAUUAUGAUCACGAAAUCUGCAAUUAAAUCACAAUUCUCGUUCAAUUCGGAUUCGAAAAAAAUCGGAAAGAUGUUCGCCACAAGUGAAUCGGACCCCAGACCCAUGAAAUAAUUAAUCAACGACAUUGCAUCUGAAUGGAAUCUAUUUUAUGGAAUUUAUAUUGGAAUUGAUUAGAAAAUAUAGGCGUAUUUACAUGGUGCAGUAGCAAGCGCAAGCAUCAUUGGAUUCUGGCUCUUGGUCAGCUUCCAAUCCGGUCCAUUAUUGACAAAAUUGACAGUGCUUGAAUCCAGUAAAGCUGCCGCAAGCUACAGUAGCAAUAUUAAUCACCUUUUUUACUUAUACAGGGUGUAACAAAACUAAGUGAUAAUACUUAAUUGUUACU
Aricia agestis (brown argus) is the source of this 3966-nucleotide messenger RNA. It is a transcript of the gene Nop17l, whose product is annotated as protein kintoun. The record is from RefSeq and is a predicted model, not a curated record. NCBI's taxonomy places the organism in Eukaryota, Metazoa, Arthropoda, Insecta, Lepidoptera, Lycaenidae. Gene Ontology annotation, biological process: axonemal dynein complex assembly. Bases 118 to 2601 code for a protein of 827 amino acids. Gene Ontology annotation, cellular component: cytoplasm. The transcript is spliced from 3 exons.